AUGCUUUCAAACCCGCUCAUUCUGUCGACCGCGGCAUCAGCCUUAUUCCUGCUGUUGCUGCCGUUCCGUCUAUCGAAGCUUCGCAAAGAAACGAUCAAGGUCAUCCCGGAACAACAUGGCCAUGGCAAAGUUACUCUCGCAAUAAUCUUGGUUGUGGCCCAGUCGGUCAUACUCGCCACAACAGCGCUCUCGACAUCUCGACUUGGGAUUGAUCUAGCUUCUGCCAUUGUGUCCUUGAUAGCAUACGUGGGCCUCUGCCCACUGCUCAAGCUGGAGCACACCAGGUCCGUCAGACCGUCGGAUCUCGCCGUUGUCUAUUUACUUGUAUCCUCGGGGUGCGAGUUGGUUGAUUUGGGAACUGGAGUCUUUGACAAUGAGUCCGCCAUAAUCGUCGCUCCGGCCCUUGCGAGUCUUUUUGUCAAGGGCGUGCUUCUUGUUGUUGAAAUUCGAGGAAAACACGCAAUUCUACAAGGUCUUCGUGACCAGUGGUCUCCAGAGGAAUUGUCUAGUAUUUUGGAUCGAACCGUCUUCGGAUGGAUCAAUCCGCUUCUUGUCCGGGGGAACAAAUAUAUUCUGACCGGAGACUGCCUUCCGACGAUGGACAGCAAGCUAUCGUCGCAACUUCGACGCCAACGAGCUCUGGAAGCUUGGGAUCAGAGAGAUAAACCCGAGAAGAAGUUGACGCUACCCAGGGUUCUGUUGCUUAGUAUGCUUCCGCAAUUUCUUGCGCCCAUCGUUCCUCGAUUGGUUCUCGUCGGGUUCCGCUACGCUCAGCCGGUCCUCAUCGGUACUGCCAUUCGCUCUAUUAAUAAAUCAUCCGAGGAAUCUUCAGAUGGCGGGUACUCGGUUGUGCCGAUGGCCGUCGUCGUCUAUGUGGGCUUGGCUAUCUCAAGAGCCGCAUACCAGCACCGUCUCAACCGUCUUAAGGUUAUGAUUCGGGGCGCCGUUGUUGGUCUGCUGAACAACAAGUCGCUCAAUAAACAGUCUGCUGGCUACGACGAUGCAAGAGCGGUGACUUUGAUGAGCACAGACGCAGACAACGUGGUUCAGUCCGCUUCCAUGUUCCACGAGACUUGGGCGCAGAUCAUUGAGGUCGCCUUAGGCACUGUGAUGUUGGCCCGGCGAGUCGGAUGGGUUUGCGCGGUUCCGUUCGUCAUGAUCUUUUUCUGCUCUCGGGUGAGCCGAUAUUUGGCAAAGAACCUCCAGAGUAAGCACAAGGACUGGUCUGUGGCUACCCAUAACCGAAUUGCCAUGACCACUUCAAUGCUUGGCUCGGUCAAGAGUUUGAAGAUGCUUGGGAUUGUAGCCUAUACGGAAUCUCUGAUCCUGUCUUUACGCUUGCGAGAGCUAGAUAUGGCCAAGAAGGUCCGGUGGAUGAUGGUUGCUUAUAAUGCGAGUGCAAACGCUCUCGGUAUCUUCGCCCCAAUUCUCACGCUCGUUCUCUACGUGAUCGUGGCGAGACUCAAUGGUUCCGCACUCGAUGUCGAGACUGCGUUCACGACUACGGCGCUACUCGGCUUGGUGACGCACCCUGCGAAUAUGAUUAUGACUAUUGUACCGCAAGCCGUAGGGUCGCUGGCGGCCUUUGAAAGGAUUCAGCAAUACCUCGCUGAGCCGCCCCGAGAUGACCAGAGACUUCUGUUCGACAAAGCAGAAAACAGUCUCGUCGAUAUUUCACCCGCCGUAUCUUUGAAAGACGUCACUAUCCAAGGGCUCACCCCGUCGAAACCUCCGGUCCUGAGCAAUCUCAACUUCGUCAUCGACAAGGGAUCGAUAGUCAUGUGCUCUGGUCCAGUUGGGAGCGGCAAAACGACGCUUGUUAGGGCUCUUUUGGGUGAGGUUCCCACAGCUUUUGGGACAGUAUCUGUGUCGACGAAGCGGAUCGGAUACUGCGAGCAGUCGCCUUGGCUACAGAGUGGCACCCUUAGCCAAGCAGUCCGUGGUUUCCUUCCGGAGGAGACAAGCUGGUAUCAGGAGGUGAUUCAACUAUGCUGUCUCGAUGAAGAUCUCUUGGCACUUCCCAAUGGGGACAAUACCAUGAUAGGAAGCCGGGGCUUGAAUCUUUCUGGAGGACAACGACAACGAGUGGCUCUUGCUCGAGCUAUAUAUGCCCGCAGUGAGAUUGUGAUCCUGGACGAUAGCUUCAGCGCACUUGAUGGCAAAACAGAAAGUCGUGUUGUGGAAAGUCUGUUUGGUUCUGCAGGCCAUUUCAAGAAGACCGGCACAACUGUCUUCCUUGUUACUCAUUCUACUGCGCAUUUCCAUUUAGCAGACCAGCUCGUUGUCCUCGGCGGCGGAGCCAUUGCGUACCAAGGGACGUGGGAUGGCCUGAAGCAAAACUCCAAGUACGCGUCACUGAAAGUCGACAUUGACGAGACGAAGAACGAUACCGUCGUGGAGCAGCCUCAAGUGGACAAGACCGUGCAGAACCAAAAGCUGAAGAUGGCCGAGGCUGCUUCCGACCUCAGCAGGGCAACAGGAGACUUCUCUCUCUAUGGCUACUAUUUCCGGGCUAUAGGCCUUCGGCACAUCCUCAUUCUGCUCACUUGCUCCUCGACAUAUUCAUUCUUCGUAACGUUCCCUCAGUACUGGCUGCAAAAGUGGACAGAGGCGCCAGUAUCCCAGACGACAUUCUACAUUGGCGGGUACCUCAUAUCGUCCCUACUGGCAUGGAUUGCUACCAGCGCAUUGAUGUGGACCGCCCAGAUCCUGAUUGCACCCGCUUCGGGCAUCGAGCUGCACCGCCGCCUGCUCUCAACCAUCAUCGGCGCCCCACUGUCGUAUUUCUCAAAAACAGACACUGGAGUCACGUUGAAUCGCUUCGGUCAGGACAUUCAGCUAGUAGAUAGGCAGUUACCGCCGGCCAUCAUGUCCAUGUCAGUCCAGGUAUUCAAGUUGCUCGUGCAGGUAGUAUUGCUACUCAGCGCACAGAAAAUGCUGGCCCUGACGCUGCCCCUCUGCGCUGCGGUCGUGUACCUCGUACAACGGGUGUAUCUACGCACCUCGCGACAAUUGCGCCUGUUGGAUCUCGAGUCGCAGUCGGCGGUCUACUCAAGCUUCCUCGAAUCAGUUGAGGGCGUCAUGACCAUCCGAGCCUUUGGCUGGGAGAAACAAGCCGAGCACGCCAACGUGGUCUGUCUUGACAAGUCGCAGAAGCCGGCUUAUAUCCUCUUCUGUCUCCAGCAGUGGCUGGGCAUCGUUUUGGAUCUCAUGGUUGCCGCGAUUGCCACCGGCCUCAUCACGAUCGCAGUCUAUGUCAGGGGAACGACGACGGCCGGUCAGAUUGGUAUGGCGUUGAAUAUCGUAUUGGUUGCGAACGCGACGUUUCUGAGCCUUGUGACAUCUUGGACGAAUAUGGAGAUUUCCCUGGGUGCCAUAUCUCGCUUGAAGACCUUGGAGGCUGAUACGCCGAAAGAGGAUCAGCCGCAUGAGGACUUUACGGAGGCAUGGCCGUCAUCUGGAGCUGUCGAAUUCGACAAGGUCACUGUCUCAUACAACUCCGACUCAGUAGCUUUGCAAGACAUCACCAUGAAAGUGUCUCCCGGCCAGCAGUUGAUCGUGUGUGGUCGAACGGGCAGUGGCAAAAGCACCAUGCUACUUACACUCCUACGUCUUCUUGACACGGUUGCAGGAAGCAUCAAGGUCGACGGGGUCGACCUACGUCUCGUGCCACGUUCUCUGAUUCGACAAAAGUGCUUCAUCACGGUUUCUCAAGACUCAUUCAUCCUUGGACAUGCCAGUCUCCGCUUCAAUCUCGAUCCCUCGACUUCUCUCCCGGAUGAAACUAUUAUCCCGGCCCUUGAGAGAUUCGGCCUUCUAUCACACUUUCACCUAAGAGACACACCAUCUGAGGAGGAAACCCGCAACACCCUGGAUAGCCCACUAUCCUCCCUACCGCAAAUUUCCACUGGCCAAUCGCAACUAUUCGCACUAGCUAGAGCCCUCGUUCAACUCCAAUCCAUCAACCACUCGUUCAACCCAUCGGCAAACGGAACCGAACGUCAAGAUGUUAUGCCAAUAUUGCUUCUGGAUGAAGCCACUUCGUCGCUCGACACCGAGACCGAGUCUGCCAUACGCGACAUCAUACACCAAGAGUUCACGGAGAAGGGACACACCGUUAUAGCAAUCACGCAUAGGCUGGGCGGCGUGACGGAGGGCAUGCGGCCGGGACGGGAUGCCGUAGUCUUGUUGUCCAAGGGCAAGAUUGAGAAGCUUGGCCAGGCGGGGGAUGUGUUGGACUUGGCAACUCUGCGGGAGUAG
This is a messenger RNA of Colletotrichum phormii, 4260 nucleotides long. Its product is annotated as P-loop containing nucleoside triphosphate hydrolase protein. Gene Ontology annotation, cellular component: membrane. The transcript is spliced from 18 exons. NCBI's taxonomy places the organism in Eukaryota, Fungi, Ascomycota, Sordariomycetes, Glomerellales, Glomerellaceae. The coding region runs from base 1 to 4260 and encodes 1419 amino acids. Gene Ontology annotation, biological process: transmembrane transport. The record is from RefSeq and is a predicted model, not a curated record. Gene Ontology annotation, molecular function: ATP hydrolysis activity; ATP binding; ABC-type transporter activity.